Messenger RNA from Corticium candelabrum, 1415 nucleotides. Its product is annotated as heat shock factor 2-binding protein-like. Gene Ontology annotation, cellular component: cytosol. NCBI's taxonomy places the organism in Eukaryota, Metazoa, Porifera, Homoscleromorpha, Homosclerophorida, Plakinidae. The record is from RefSeq and is a predicted model, not a curated record. The transcript is spliced from 13 exons. Bases 1 to 1242 code for a protein of 413 amino acids.
AUGUCCCGCGUUUUAAUUUGUACAUCCGGGAUUCAACAUUUACCGGUAAACUUCACUGGCGAGCAACAGAACCAAUUCAGCGAGAGAAUGGAAGUUGGAUUUCUUGCUGAGAAGGCCACUCAACUGACUCGUACGGUGCGCGAUAACGUUGACUCGCUGUUGAGCCAAGUCAACGAUCAACAGCGCGGGUUGAUGUGCGCAUGCGCUUCUGGAUGCGGUGAAUUGGUGAGAGAGACCGAAAUGGACCCUUCUGGUUGGGGUAAAAACAGCAAUAUCGUUCCUGUGCAAAAACAUCAGCUCGAUCAACUUGUGACUGAAGUGAUGCAGAUGAGAGAGUUUCUCCCCAAGGUGUUAGGACCGAGUUAUGUCAAGGGAUUCAUGAAGCUGGCUCGGUGUGAGGAGCAGCUACAACAAUGUCGUGCAGAGCUGCAAGUGGAGAGACUCGAGAAGCAACGGAUAUGCAAGAAGAUGGACAGUCUGAUGACAGAAUAUGAAGUCGACAAAGAAGAAAAAUACAACCUUCAGUGUCAGUUGUCUGAUGUCCGUCAACAGCUCACACAGCAGUCGGAGUUCUGCUCUUCUAUGGGGGCGAGUGUUUGCUCUCUUUUGUGGAGAGUCUCUCGUAUCGAGGACAACGUUGAUGCUAUUCUGUCUGGAUGCACAAUGGAACCAUUCUUGGAUGUUAUAUGUAAAACGUUAGAGAGCUGUGUGAUUGCUUAUCCUAAAGACUUUCCUCCGGAGACGUCUGAUGAAGCACAAUUUGUACUUUCGCUGUGUGGAAUUAUAACCAACAUUGCUGCUUCUGCUUCUGGCAGAGAAUUCCUCUCUUCUGUCUCUCCUGGCAACAGACUCCUUGACAGCUUCAUACAAGCACUCUCUGCGGCACCAAGAGACAAAACAAGCAGCCAAAUGAAAAAUCUCAUACUGAUGGCUCUCUACAACGUCAGUAUUAAUCAGAAGGGAUUGAAAUACCUGAGUAGUAAAAAGAUACUUCCUGUCAUUGGAUGGAUACUUCAAGGUGAAUUGGACUCCGAAGUUGUUAUCAACACAUUAAGACUGGUUCAGUCGAUGACGAUGGAGCCACAAUCAGCAACCAUCACUCUAGAAGCUAUUGAAGCAAUACCUCUAGAACUCCUCGAGAAGCUCUCUCAAGACAGAAACCAAGAAGUGAGUCACAAAGAAUGCAAACUCAUUGACAUACAUAUGACACCUCGAAUGAAUCCUAUCAUAUAUUCUGUUUAGUCUCAAGUGGUUGUCACUCAGUCUGCAUUUCUGUCACUAAAACAGUUGUUUGCAUGCCGUUGUGUCUACCUGCCUGUGUUCUAUUACCUUAUUGUCUACAUUUCGUUUCACUGCACUGCGUCCAAGUUGUUGUACUGCUGUCACCAUCCGUCGCUCUUUCCUGUCCUACUGCU